Lachancea lanzarotensis is the source of this 1269-nucleotide messenger RNA. It is a transcript of the gene AAT1, whose product is annotated as LALA0S02e02784g1_1. Gene Ontology annotation, biological process: L-aspartate catabolic process; biosynthetic process. The record is from RefSeq and is a predicted model, not a curated record. Bases 1 to 1269 code for a protein of 422 amino acids. Gene Ontology annotation, cellular component: mitochondrion. The transcript has a single exon. NCBI's taxonomy places the organism in Eukaryota, Fungi, Ascomycota, Saccharomycetes, Saccharomycetales, Saccharomycetaceae. Gene Ontology annotation, molecular function: L-aspartate:2-oxoglutarate transaminase activity; pyridoxal phosphate binding.
AUGCUUCGACGCCAGCUAAGCAGUCUAUCCGGACGAAUAAAUUCGAUUCCAAUGGCUCCUCCAGACAAGAUUUUGGGUCUUACAGAGCAAUUCAACGCUGACAAGAAUGAUAAUAAGACAAACCUGACGGUGGGUAUUUAUAAAGACAACUGGGGUCAAGUUACCACGAUGCCAAGCGUCGCGAGGGCCCAAGCGAUGCUGGAUCAGAGUUUCGAGAUGAAUACAGAUCUGUCAUAUUUGCCAAUCAAGGGCUGUCCCGAUUUCCGAGAAAAUGUUCUGCGGUUUCUGUACCGCGAAAGCUGCCCACAAGGCGUGGAGCUGCUAAACCAGGAACGAAUCAGCUUCGUGCAAACACUCUCCGGAACCGGAGCGCUAGCCGUGGCGUCAAAAUUCUUGUCAUUGUUUAUGUCCCACACAGUGUGGUUUCCUAACCCAUCGUGGCCCAACCACGCCAACGUCUUCCAAAUCAACGGGUUCAAAAAUAUCAACCACUACACUUAUUACAAAGACGGCCAACUGGACGUUGACGGCUGGAUCUCGGACUUGGAAAAAGCUGCCAAGUCUACCAACGACAGUUUCCCACCUUGCAUAGUGCUGCAUGCAUGUUGCCAUAACCCUACUGGGCUUGACCCGACGCUAGAACAGUGGAAACGCAUUAUGGACAAGAUUCACGAACUCAAAAUGAUCCCCAUCAUAGAUAUGGCUUACCAGGGUCUAGACACGGGCGACGUGUAUAAGGACGCAUAUUUGCUGCGUUUGAGCUUGGAUGAAAGUCGAUACCAGUGGUCAAAUGGACUUUUUCUAUGUCAGUCAUUUGCCAAAAAUAUGGGUCUGUACGGAGAACGAGUGGGCUCCCUUUCUGUAGUCACAUCAAGGGGAGCCGAAGAAAAGCGCAGCGUGGACUCCCAGCUCAAAAAAAUAGUACGCGGCAUGUACUCUUCACCUCCUGGUUACGGUUCAAGGGUAGCCAACAUCGUCCUGUCCAACCCACACUUGAAGAAUCUGUGGUUUCAGGACGUGGAAAAUAUCGCGAAGAGACUACAAUCUGUCAAAGCCAAAAUGGCAGAGCGUUUGAACUGGGAUUCUCUUCAAGAUCCAACCCGCCAGCAUGGAAUGUUUCUCUACACCGGAUUGAAUGCCUCGGAGGUCAACACCUUGAGGGAAGACUCCUCUAUCUAUCUAGUCCAGGAUGGUCGGCUUUCUUUGAGUGGUUUGAAUGACUCCAACAUAGACUAUGUUUGCGACGCAUUGCGCAAACUUGAAAAAUGA